ACUCCUCUGUUCUAGGAAGUAGCAAGUAAGAAGGAGCAAGCAACUCUGGAUUGAGCAUUGAUGGUGGUGGUGAGGGUAGCAGAACUGUAGAAGUGUGUUCCCGUGAAGAUAUGUGUCUGAAAGUGUGAAUGUGAGCCCUAGAAAACCUCAAUCGAGUCCUGGCCAAAGCUACCGUGUCAAAUAGUGAUUUUCAAUACUACCCACUGCCCCUCCCUCAGUGACAGCUGCCUGCAACCUUUUCAUCCUGCGAAAAUGAGUCGAAUGGUAAUGAUUGGCUCCUCCCGGGAUCCCAAGCCCGAUCCUCUCCAAGAGCUGGAUAUCGAUGAGCUGGUGGAACGACUCACCCCCGGCGAGAUCCAACGCUUGCUGGAUGAAUGUGACCCCGAUGACCCGCACAUUCCACCCUCCAUGAGGAGCAACUACAAAUGCGAGAAAUCCUCCACGGGUCCCUUGAAUCGCAAGGCCCUCAUGGACUUCAUCAACGAGCAAGCCUUGAAUACGCCUGACAUUCCUGAUGUGGUACCCUUUGUGCCGGGAACCGUUCGUGGGAAGAAAUGGCAGGCUCCACCCAAGCCCGAAAGCACCAAACUGGAGGAGAAGAUCGAGCUGGACCUCGACAUGGGCGAGGAGUACGAGAUGGCUCUGUCCUCGGCCUCGACGGAUGAGAUCGUGGAUCUGGCUGGUAUUUUGGGUCUGCACUCGAUGAUGAACCAGGAUCAGUUCCACUCGGCCCAAUCGGACAAAUGGGCUACCAAAGCCGAUCCUACCAUCGGCUGGAACGGAAUCACCAAGGCCACCCCGCUCAAGGAGUAUCCAGCCGAGGAGCCCAACCGCACCAAACCGGAGGAUGUGGUCUCCAAGCUGAAGGCUGGAGACAGCUCCGUAGCCACUGUAAACCUAAACAAUGUGGCCAUGAGCGAGCAAACCAUCCUGGACCUCUUCGACGCUCUUCGACAUUCGGAUGUUCUCAUUGAUCUAUCGAUGGCCAAUUGCAUGAUCACGGACUUUGUGGGCUGUAACUUGGCCACGGCGCUCGAGUCCAACAAAACCUUGGAAAAGCUCAACAUCGAGUCGAAUAGCAUCACGCCACAGACCCUUGUCAAAAUAUUCGAGGCAGCAAACGUUCAACAAGUCCUGACGAAUAUCAAGGCCAGCAAUCAACAAGCUCAGUUCUUGGGGAACAAAGUGGAGAUGGCCAUCACUCGAGCCGUGGAACAGAACAAGACCUUGCUGAAAGUGGGCCUUCACUUUGAAUUUGGUGAUUGCAGAAAUCGUGUGGCAGUCCAGUUGCAAAAGAAUCUGGACCGAAUUCGACUCAAAAGAAUGGCUCACAAACUUAGUCGGGAUGAGAGCCAACCUGCGACCAAUGGCAGCUCAACCAACAACUCGGUUCCACCUCCAUCGGUCUCCAGUAAUCGCACUGGAGGCUAUUUCGGACCUCUGCCGGGUCAAUUGCCCACCAGGCAUAAAUCACCCGAAGAUGAGGACGAAUAUGAGUAUGAAGAUGAAGAAGAGGAGGAAGGUGACGAAGAGCGUCGUUAAGAAAAGGCGAAAGCACCCGCGUCUGUGAGAUGAUGUCGACGAUUGAAGUGACUGACACACCCAUUUUCGUUUUGCCCUGGCUAGCAUGGGACAAGAUCAAUUCCCAUGCCCCACCCAUUCCUCCCUCUUUCCUCAACGACUUUUUUUUUAUUGUUUUUAAUGAAGGUGUUGUGCCUCGUUUUUUGAUACAAUCAUUUCGUGCCUGUCAGAAAUGUUUCUCCUCCUUUUUUAUUGCAAUCUUGUUUCACUUAAAUGGAGUCAUGUUCCCUAUUUUUCUGGCGCCACCCGUGAAUAUUUAUACCUUUUCGUGCUCCUUGGCUAGAUGCCGAACCAUUGAAUGGUUUUUAGUCAAAACACCAUGGCCGAAAAAAAAACACCAGAAACAUCCUUCACGAGUUUUAAUGGCUUUGCAUGCAAAUUUGUGGAAGAUGAUGAUGAAAAAGACAACCCUCUGUCCGAGUUCAAUGAUUUUGACAAGCGCGCAACCAACCUGGAAAAAAGGCGUUCUGCCAUUUAUUCCUACGCUUCGAAGCAAACUCCCGACACAUUUCCGACAUUUUUGGCACCUCCAACCACACCCACAACCGAGCAGACACUCCUCUGCCUGCUCUUUUUUCCUGUAAAUACCAACCUCAACCAUUCAAGUCAGUUCUGUUGCUCUAAAUAUUAUCUUAGUUAUUGAUGUUAUACUAUCAAUAGAAUUUUGCUGCUAUCCUUAUUCCAUGCCCUAAAAACCUGAGUAGCCAGAUAUCUUGCACGUUAUAGUUCAUCUCGAAGACGAAUUGUCUCCUAGAUUGCUUUAUUUUCUAAAUAAAUCGUGUCUCCAAAGCA
This is a messenger RNA of Tigriopus californicus, 2373 nucleotides long. It is a transcript of the gene tmod, whose product is annotated as tropomodulin-like. The record is from RefSeq and is a predicted model, not a curated record. The transcript has 4 exons. Gene Ontology annotation, molecular function: tropomyosin binding. Lineage: Eukaryota; Metazoa; Arthropoda; Copepoda; Harpacticoida; Harpacticidae. Gene Ontology annotation, biological process: myofibril assembly; pointed-end actin filament capping. The coding region runs from base 253 to 1542 and encodes 429 amino acids. Gene Ontology annotation, cellular component: myofibril.